Messenger RNA from Symbiodinium pilosum, 2670 nucleotides. The record is from the annotation of a GenBank genome assembly. NCBI's taxonomy places the organism in Eukaryota, Dinophyceae, Suessiales, Symbiodiniaceae.
AUGUCCCUCUGGGCCGUGCUGUGUCUGUGUGGCUUGGCUACAUGGGCUGCGACAGACGAGGAGCUGCUGUCAGCAGUUCGCGACAAAGAUGCAGAAGCUGUUCGAAGGCUGCUCAGCCGCAGCAGCUUCGAAAUUAGCCAGAUGUGGUUCGUAAAUGCAGAUGGAUCGAACUCCACCAUGCUCCAUGAAGCUCUUCAGACUGGUCACUCAACAGCGGGCGCAGAGGUGUUGAAAUUACUGUUGGCAGCUUGGCCGGAGGGUGUGCAUGCAAGGGAUAAGCGGGGCCGUGUGCCUUUGCACGCUGCGUGUUCGUUCGAAUGGGUCGGAUUCGGCCUCUCUGACAGACUCGAAGUUGUGCAGCUUCUGCUGCAGCUCUGGCCUGACGGGGCCAAGGUUGCAGACGACUUGGGUAGACUGCCCCUGCACGAUGCAGUCUUCAGUGGCAAUCUUGAGGCUGCGCGCCUCAUACUGAAUCAGUGGCCAGCUGGUGUGGAAGUUGUUGAUAGCUUUGGUAGAGUGCCCUUGCACAUUGCAGCUGGCGAAAUGGUUGCUGUCGAUCGUGAUGAGCUCCUCUUAUACGUGCAAUUUCGGUCUAUCGUUUCGGGAGACUAUUUGGAACUUGUACAGCUCCUGGUGGAGGCCUGGCCUGAAGGUCUCACUGUGGCUGAUCAUCGUGGCAGAACGCCUUUGUAUGUCGCGGUGGAGGAUGGAAAGCUGCAGGUGGCACGCUGGAUGUUUCGGAAGUCAACACCGCCUGCCUAUACACGUGAGAUGCCCUGCGACAUCCUGAUGGAGCUGGCUUGCAACACUAGUGAGGCUACUCAGCCCUGGCAGGAAGCUGCACGAGAUCUACGGUGUUCAGACCCAGAACUUCUUCUCAGGCCUGCCUUGCAGUUGUGGCUGGAUGUCUGUGGCGGCCGCCCCAGCUACUCUAAUGAUUUUGGCGCGCUCGCAGAGCGGCUGACAGACCGCGAAGCGAAGGACGCAAUCACUCGACCACCCCGAGCCCUCCAGGAGUUCUUGCACUCUCUCGCGGGGGACCGGAUUCUAACGGCCCUGGCAAACUGGAUGACUUGGGUGGUUCCCAUCGCCGCUGCAACUGCAGCCCUUGCUGCUGUGCAAUUGGAGAGGCUGGCCGCAAAGUUCAUGCAGAGGCAAAGCAAGGGUCGGAUGCAGGACGAGAACGUCCAAGAUGAGUUUUUGCAGUCAGCGAAGGUGUUGGUUAGCCAAUCUUUCGCCAAACGACUAUGGCUGCUCAAGCUGUGGCGCUGGCUCGAGGCAUUGACCGCCGUUUUCUGGAGCGGCUUCGCGCUGUUGGUCAUGCACUGGAUGUGGUGGUUGCCCCUGGUAGUUGUUGUCCACGUUGUCCCAGCAGCCCAUCUCUACGGAAUUCGGAGGCUACUCCAAUCCCCUGCGUUGGCCAUCAUGACCAAGGGCACGGUGAUCGGCUUACUUCGCACGAUUGCUUUGUCGGGGAUCGCUGCAUAUGUGGUGCUGGCAGGCGCUGUUCCAGCUGGCUCAUCAUCAUGGAUCCGCAACAUGGUGAACCCGCUUUUUGAAACUUGGACAAGAAGCAAGAUGGCUGUCCAAUGGCCAGCGAGUAAGCUGAGUGACCACUGGUUGUUUCAAUGGGUCCCGUACCUCAAUUUGCAUGCCGGGCAUACUGUCUUUACUUGGGUUGCCAUCGCAAUCUCGGGUUCGCUGGGCCUGUACUUGGCUGGUCUUCUGCUCGCCAAUCUCUGCAGUGCUGUGCGGUUUCUGCGCAGCCGAAUUUAUGGGGUCGGCAUGCGCCCCCGGCACUUGCCUGCCAACCAAGACAAACAGGAUGCUGUUCGGGAUUUGCUGGCGAAGUCCAAGGAGGAGUUUCCCAGCAACAUCAAACCCAUUGUCGUCUUAACCUGGCCGUGGCGAGGCGGCUUGUUGCAGCAAGUGGCUCUGCUGCUGCUGGACGUCGGGCUUGAUGUCAACACCAUCUUUACCUUCCUGGUUGCCCAGCAUUUCUGGUUCGCCGCGGUGACAACCUUUCUCGUGGUUCGGAGCAUGCUGAAGCAGCUGUCGGUGCUCCCUUUCUGGCAUCUCCGGCAGGCUUGCAUAACGUUUGGACAUGUUUGGGCCAUCUUUGUGUUUUCCCUGUUCUUUGGGCAGGCUAUCCAGGAAAGUGGGCAGAGAGGCCUCGUCCGGAAGGAUCUCUUCGAUUUCCUCGAAGUGGAGGAGAAACGCUCAGAGGCUUUCUUCUGUGGUUGCAUCACGGCCUACUCCGUGUGCUACUCUGUGCAGACAGCUGAUCAACUCCUGGUGCAGUUUGGGAGCAUCUUCCUGAGCACGUGGCUGUUUGCAGGCUACGCUGUGCAGGUGUGCGACCUCUACUUCGACAUGAAAGAGGACAGCAGCAGCUUACAUGAAGCCGAUCUGAAAUUGCCAAGCCCCGCCCCACAGGGCCCUCUUGCUGACGAGAUGUUCCAGAAAGACGAGGUCGAGGAGACGUGGGUUUCCGUAGUUGCCAGCGACACGAAGGAGUCGGUCGCCACGGAUGUCGCAAAGGAUGACAAGGUGUUGAGCUUCCCCAGCGAACAGAUCAAGCGGGAUCCAGUUGGUGGCAAGGCCGAAGCAUCCAAAGGCGCCUACGCCCCUGCAGCCGUGCCUUUUUUUGCGCUCUUCAAGAAGGCAUAG